AUGAUCUCAACGCAUGUGAUGAGCGCCAGGAGCAUGGUUGGCGUUGUGGUCGCCGUACCAACCAUUUUCGCCCUCAAGCACGCGUGGGAAGUGUACAAUCAGAUCCGUGUCGUCGACAGACGUCGAAUACAUAGCGACAACGGCAUCUCUGAUGCAUAUUGCCAAUCUUCAACCAUUAAAGACAUCGUCAACCCGAGAAACCAUGUCUCGACAUCCGAUUCACGAUACGUGGACUUGACCUUACCGAAGAACGCAAGUAAAGUAACAGACGAACGGAUCUUGGCGGCCUUCACGCAUGGCUUCUUCGGUGGUAAAGUCUUUGCGCCGGAGAGGAUAGUGCUGGCAGCCAUCGGGCGGGAUUUCACUGGUUUCGAAGGCGUGGGAACAAAUUCCGAACUUCGAAGAGUCUGGACAGUUUCGGGAGUUUCUUCCCUAAAGCUUCCUACAUUGCAUUCGUUGUUGUUUGGCGCGUUUCAAGUCUGCAACAUCGAGCUUCAAUACGAGGAUAAGGACGCUGGGGACGGUCCCAGUACGAGGAGCAGCAUCGACUUCGCCUACGGCAGCGACCAAGGCCGAUUUGCAGGCGCUCAUAGGUUUAGUGUUAUACGAAACUCGAAUCGAUCGGACGAAAUUCGGGUGGUAUUCGAGAGCUUGUCAUGCAAUCCUACUGUGAACAAGCCCUUUGCCCCCGAAUUUGCACUUGUCUUUCACCGGGUUUACGCUAUGCUCUUGUUCCAAGACAGCUUUGCGAGCCUUGUGCGGGACUUGAACGGGUAUAAGGCCCCGAAUUAA
This is a messenger RNA of Colletotrichum siamense, 792 nucleotides long. RefSeq lists its product as uncharacterized. Bases 1 to 792 code for a protein of 263 amino acids. The transcript is spliced from 2 exons. The record is from RefSeq and is a predicted model, not a curated record. Lineage: Eukaryota; Fungi; Ascomycota; Sordariomycetes; Glomerellales; Glomerellaceae.